AUGUCACGAGAAAGCCGCAUUUACGUUGGAAAUCUACCAACAACUGUUAGAGCAAAGGAUGUGGAAGAUAUCUUCAGCAAAUAUGGCAGAGUCCUGUACGUCGACUUGAAAGAUCGGCGGCAGCCGUAUUUUGCUUUUGUGGAGUUCGAAGAUGCAAGGGAUGCAGAAGAUGCUGUUCGCGGUCGUGAUGGUUAUGAUUAUGAGGGGUAUCGCUUGCGGGUAGAAUUUCCGCGCGGUUUAGGACCUAGAGGACCCGGAGGAGGGCCGUAUGACGCUGGGAGAAACUUAUCCUUCUCGCGAAACACUGGUGGAGGUAGCAGUUCCAGUGGAGGUCGUCGAGCAAACUAUCGUGUUAUAGUUUCGGGUUUGCCGGCUUCAGGUUCGUGGCAGGAUUUAAAAGACCAUAUGCGUGAAGCAGGUGAUGUUUGCUAUACGGAUGUGCUACGGGAUGGCACUGGUAUUGUGGAAUAUGGUCGUUAUGAAGAUAUGAAAUACGCUUUACGUAAACUUGAUGACACGAAGUUCAAAUCACAUGAGGGUGAAACUUCUUACAUUCGAGUAAAAGAAGAUAAUGGGGAGUCGCAUGCUCAUUCUCGUUCCAGAUCACCGGUUGGUCGUGCUUCUCGAGGUUCACCGCAAUAUAGUCCAUCAUACAGUAAUAGUGGAAGUCAUUCCCACUCACCCUGA
Messenger RNA from Cercopithifilaria johnstoni, 687 nucleotides. NCBI's taxonomy places the organism in Eukaryota, Metazoa, Nematoda, Chromadorea, Rhabditida, Onchocercidae. The record is from the annotation of a GenBank genome assembly.